Messenger RNA from Pieris macdunnoughi, 894 nucleotides. The record is from the annotation of a GenBank genome assembly. Lineage: Eukaryota; Metazoa; Arthropoda; Insecta; Lepidoptera; Pieridae.
AUGUUCGAUUAUCGGCAAUUCUCUGUUUUAAGAAAAACUAAUGGUAGUCGGCCACUGCUACAAACACAUAAACAUAUCAUUAAAAUUCCUGAGCGAUUUGAAUUUUGGGAAAGAGAUAGAAAAGGCGGCUAUAAUACGAAAAUAAAGACGGCGCCUUUAGACAAUAUUAAGAAUGGAUUCAGAGAACUUAAAUAUGAGCUCAAGUUAUUUGCCAAUGAAGUUAAAGAUUACUUCACAACUGAUCCUCUAUUACUAGCAAGACCUGGUGAAACUGAUCUUUUAUGGUGCUUUAAUAGUCCAGAUGUAUUGGAUAAGUUUGUAACGACGAGUGAUAGUGACCAUAAUGAAGGAUUCAGUAAUUGUAAAUUAGACAUGAGUCCAGCAGGUCGAGCUCAAUUCCAUGGUUACCUGGAUACCAGAAUUCCGAAAGACGGUCGUAUAAAGAAAUCUGGUUAUUGUUCCAUGCGGUCUAAAAGGAUAAGAAAAUCUUUCAAACGAGAUUCGACAUACGAUUGGAAUAUUUACAACACGCUAGUAAUUAAAGUAAGAGGAGAUGGCAGAUCGUAUUUAUUAAAUAUUUCAUGUGAAGGAUAUUAUGAUUUAACAUGGAACGACAUCUACCAUUAUGUGCUAUACACAAGAGGUGGACCUUAUUGGCAAAUAGCUAAGAUACCAUUUUCUAAAUUUGUCCUUGGAGCCAAAGGACGUCUACAGGACAAGCAAACAAGGAUGCGAUUGGAUAGAAUCACUCAUUUCGGGAUCGCAUGUGGCGAUAGAUACGAUGGUGUUUUCAAUUUAGAAGUAGAGUAUAUAGGUUUAGAAUACGACCCUACACAUGACGAGGAAUUCGCAUAUGAAAUGUAUAAAACCGAGAAGUUUAUUGUUGGUGUGUGA